CUCCAACAUCGAAAAAUGGCUUCUCACUCUUUGACUCUCUUCUCUUCUUCUUCUACAUUGCCCUUCUCCUCUCAUCAAAUUCACUCACCCAAUCUAUCUACCGUCCGUUUCCCCCCAAUCAAUACCAAACCCAAUCAUCACUCCCUCCGUUGUUCCGUCUCGAUCGAGAAAGAAGUCCCCGAAACGGAACGACCCUUCACAUUCCUCAGAGACUCUGACGACGAUUCCACUCACUCUUCUUCAGUCAGGGCUCGUUUCGAAGCCAUGAUUAGAGCUGCUCAAGACAGCGUCUGCGAGGCCAUCGAAGCCGUCGAAUCCGGUCCGAAGUUCAAAGAAGAUGUCUGGUCUCGACCCGGCGGAGGCGGAGGGAUCAGCCGCGUGUUGCAGGACGGGAAUGUGUUUGAGAAAGCUGGGGUUAAUGUCUCUGUUGUGUAUGGUGUUAUGCCUCCUGAAGCUUAUAGGGCUGCUAAAGGCUCUGCUUCUUCUGAUCAGAAACCUGGUCCUGUUCCCUUCUUCGCCGCCGGUGUCAGCUCGGUCUUGCAUCCCAAGAACCCUUUUGCUCCGACUCUGCAUUUCAACUAUCGAUACUUCGAGACUGAUACUCCAAAGGAUGUCCCUGGAGCUCCGAGGCAGUGGUGGUUUGGUGGUGGAACUGACUUCACGCCAGCUUACAUCUUUGAAGACGAUGUCAAGCAUUUCCACACGGUCUGA
Messenger RNA from Brassica napus (rape), 711 nucleotides. Its product is annotated as coproporphyrinogen-III oxidase 1, chloroplastic. Lineage: Eukaryota; Viridiplantae; Streptophyta; Magnoliopsida; Brassicales; Brassicaceae. The record is from RefSeq and is a predicted model, not a curated record. Gene Ontology annotation, molecular function: coproporphyrinogen oxidase activity. Gene Ontology annotation, cellular component: cytoplasm; chloroplast stroma.